Messenger RNA from Gracilinanus agilis (Agile Gracile Mouse Opossum), 2085 nucleotides. RefSeq names its product centrosomal protein 72 (gene CEP72). Gene Ontology annotation, biological process: centriole replication; regulation of protein localization to centrosome; spindle organization. Gene Ontology annotation, molecular function: protein binding. Lineage: Eukaryota; Metazoa; Chordata; Mammalia; Didelphimorphia; Didelphidae. The transcript is spliced from 12 exons. Bases 1 to 1971 code for a protein of 656 amino acids. The record is from RefSeq and is a predicted model, not a curated record. Gene Ontology annotation, cellular component: centriolar satellite.
AUGGCGACCGCGUCUAAGUUAGUACUGUCGGAAGAGAAGAUCCAGGAGAAGAUCGGCGUCUGCUUUCGUGAUAUGGGUAUACUUCAUUCACUAUCUAUACCUGGAACUUACCAAGAAAAGAUAACUCAUCUGGGAAAUUCUUUGAAGAAUUUAACUUGUUUAAAGUCUCUAGACCUUUCACGAAAUUCAUUGAUUUGUCUAGAGGGUAUUGAGUACCUCACAUUGUUAGAAAGUCUCAAUCUGUACUACAAUAACAUUUCCUCACUAACAGAAGUAUUUCGGCUUCACCAGUUACCUGAACUAAAGGAUGUGGAUCUGCGACUGAAUCCUGUAGCUAAGAAUGAACCUGAUUAUCGUCUUUUUCUUGUGUAUAUAAUUCCAAGACUUAGACAAUUAGAUAAUCGUUUAGUCAGAGAGAGUGAACGAAAAGCAUCUCUUGCUCAUUUUUCUAUGGAAGAACCAUUUGAAUUGAAACAGAUGUCUUCAGAUUCAUUGAAAAAUCAAUCAGAAAGAGAUCGACAAUCUAGAACAAAAUACAUUGAUUCUCUAGCAAAGAAGUGUUCAGUCAUGGAUGCAGAAGAUGAAGCUGUUCUAAAUCUAAUUGCUGAAUGUGAAAUGGAUUUAAGUAAACCACCUGGGCUUGCAAGUACCAGUAAAAAAGACUGUGCUGUACCUGAAUUUCAUAAUUUGUCAGGUUCUAGACCUCUCCAAAGUCCUAAACCAAUGCCACGUGCCUCUGAAGAUACCUUAAGGGGCUAUGAUAAAAAAAAAAGCAGUAGCAAAGUGAAUUUUCUGGAUGAUAAACUUCUUGAACAUUCCAGUGUGAAAAGUCAAGAUGAAAUAGAAAUGCAACGUAAAUAUAUGUCUUCUGGCCAUUUUGACCUCCAACUCUCAGAAUCUACAGGAAUAGAGGGAUCAUUCAAUAGUCCAAUACAGAAGAAAGUUACAUCAGCUCAAAAGAUGCUAAAAACUUUAGCUACUUCUGGAAUAAUAUAUAAAAGAAAAAUGCUUAACAGAAGAUUACAGUCAAUUCAAGAAGAGAAUUGUCAGGAUCUCUUGGAAAGAAAUAGUAUGUUGGAAAGAAAUAGUAGAUUAUCCAGUUCUGACGAAAGUAUUUUCAACCAACAAGUGGAAAGAACCCUAGAAUCAGAAAGAAAAAAUGACAGAAGCUUUUCUAACUUUGAUAGAUCUGAACCUGAUAGAUCUGAACAGCCAAGGACUAAAAGCAUAAAUGCAUCUCUCAAAGAGGCAUCAAGUUCUCAUUCAACACAGACACUGAAUAAGGAUGUAUUCAAAAUUACUCUCUUGGAUACUCUUUUGGAUUUGGUGGAUAAAUAUUGGAAUGGUCGUAAAUCACUGCAUUCCAAUGAGAAGUUUCUGUAUCAGGCAAGACAUGUUUUGUCUGCUAUACAAGCAGCUGUACCCAAUCAGGAAGAUUCAUCAAUCAUGAGUGAAAAGAUUAGUCACUUGAUUUUAGAAAAUGAAGCAUUACAAAGUCUUGCUGAACAGGAACAGCAGUACAAUAUGAAGAUUAAUGAGCUGAUGUUGGAAUUAAACAAUACACAUAAAGAGAUGGAUAGCUUGAAAAAACAAUUAAGCAAUUCAUUGGAAGAAAACAAAAAUUUGAAAUCACAGUUGUUAAGUGUGGAACAAAAUACCAAACAUGGAGAGGCUACAACUCUACUAACUGUACAGGUUACUGAACUUCAAAACAGUAAUCAGGAAUUAGCCAGUGAAAUUGAUAACUUAAAGGAACAUCUUGAACACUAUGCCAAGAUUCAGGAACUCACAGAGAUGCUUCAGGAAAGUCACAGUUCUUUGAUUUCUACUAAUGAACAUCUUUUGCAAGAACUUACUCAGACCCGUAUUCGACACAAGGCUGAAGUUGAGCAGUUACACUGGAGUUAUAAUGAGUUAAAAAAGACAAUGUCUCAGUUCCCUCUUAGCAACUCUGACCUCAGCAGUAGUUAAUAUUUGUGGAAUGCUGGAGAACAUAAUUUUAACUCUUCAGUCCAUAUUUUUGUACCUAUAUUUUUAAAUUAUAAUGAAACUGUUCUUACCUCAGAUAUUUGUAUUCAUAUUUCA